Messenger RNA from Cercopithifilaria johnstoni, 4542 nucleotides. Lineage: Eukaryota; Metazoa; Nematoda; Chromadorea; Rhabditida; Onchocercidae. The record is from the annotation of a GenBank genome assembly.
AUGAAUAAAGAAGUUAAUAUUAGUGAGAAUUUUUUGGAUGGGCAUGAUAAUGAAGAAAUCAAAGAAAUCCAGGAAAGAGAAGAAAUUGUUAAAAUGUGGAAACAUAUGGACGAGAAGUUGGAAAUGAAAGCAAAAUCACUUAACCUUACAGCUAUUAAUGUCAAGUCCAUAUUGCACCAUAUGAUAAAAAAUCCGCAAGUGAUAUCUGUUAUCAUGGGAUUGGAUGAAAGCUCUUCAAUUGCAGACCUGAAGUUGACGAGGUCAAGAACAAAACAUUUAUCCAAACAGGAAACGCACAUCGGUCUGAGAGAAGAAGGUGUUGUGACUGUAUCUCGUGCUUCACGAACUUUUCUUGAUAUUGACUAUGAUUCCAAUGAAGAAGAUGAUGAUGAUUAUCUCCCUGAACAGGAUGAGGAUGCGAGUGAAGCAGAAGUAGAAAAUGAAGCAGACACUACAGAAAUUUCGUUUGGAAAUUUGAAUAAUACUCUUCAGGCAAAAAUUGGUAAUGAUGAUGUAGCACCCGCACUACAUACACGCUCAAAACAUGAAAGUAACGUUUAUCCAGAUGCACCAAACUUUGGAGAUGAUGUUUUAUUGUAUACUGCAGUGGAUGAUCCAGAAUAUGUGGACUUCAUUUCAAAUUUGAAUGAUCCUUCAAAAUAUGAUCUUGAUGAGGCGGAGGAUCCUGAAUAUAAUUUUCUUUUGGAUGCAGAUGCCGAAGAUAUAAUAGAAGAGUACGAAGUACGGAGAGAUCGCGCCACAGAAAUACCUCUGCGAGAAGUUGAAAACUUGUUGCAAGACUUGUUGGAGGCCCGCCUGUUGCCUUCACCUGAGCACUUGGAACAAACCAUCGAUUCCGUGAAGGAUGAAAAUAAAUCAUGUCAGUCAGUUAAGCAGGAUGACCAUAAGCUGAAUAUGAAGAAGACCAAAACAAUGCUUACGGAAUCUUUGCCAGAAAAUAUUGAACCGGUCACCAUCCUUGUAGAUGCAUCUCUAGAUGAUUUUCAGAAAGUUUCGACAGCUUCUUUAUCUCUUUUAUGUACCAGUGUUGAAAAUCCUCCUUUUUUUUCGUUUUAUGAACUUCAACAGCUUAUCGCUCAAUUAGAAAAACAUGUACAACUUCUAACUCAGUUUGCAGUGGGUUGUUAUUUCGAUAAAGCAAUGAUUAAAAUAUAUAAUGCUUUUCAAGUUAUGAUUAACGAGCUAAACGAUUACUCUUUGGAGCGUCCGGAACAUUCUCUAUUUAAUGUUGCAAAUUUGGAAGCUUGUAUAGCGACGUGUCACGAUGCGAUAGAAUGUGAAACUAUUAAUGAUUUCAUUAUCCAUCGGCAAAAAUCCAGGAAAUGUGCGUUGAGUUUUUGGCCAGCUAUGGAGUUCCCGCUACCAAAAACGAUGUUGGUUCUUUCUCGAAGUAAAGCGCUGCUAUUUCCUGAAUUACUACCACAAGUUCGUAUGAAGAUGUUCCCUUCAUUUUAUCCAUAUUUUGUCCGAGAGGAAGAGUGCCUACUAGCUCUUGGUUUGUAUCAGUUCUCUCAUUUAAAGCAAUUUUCUGGGAAAGGAAAACGUUAUGCAUUGAUCAAUCAGCAUCUACUGGCAAAUAAAACACAAUCACAAAUACGGCUGCAUUUGAAGAAUUUUCGUUGUAGCAACCAACCUGUACACACACUUUUCGUGAAAGCUGAAACAGGAAUAAUAAAUAUGAUUUUUCCUCUAGAAAACAGAUCGACCGCAACUUCUGGUCCGCCGUAUUUAUGGCCACAGCAUCUUCAGCCCAGAUGGCUUAAGGAACUAGUCGACAGACAACAGUAUGAUUUAGAUUGUGAAAAUCUUGCACUGGAUGGUUUGACUUUUGUGAAGAUCAUUGAUGAAAAAGAUUCUCCAUCAAUGGAUCGUCCAGAUUCAGAUCUUUCGAACAGUCUUUCUGAAUGUCAUACAGUAGAUGCAGGGAAUUGGACUUUUGAUAGAGGUGUAGCGUCUACUCUGAUCGCUUCGGAUACCGACAACAGUGGAUGUGUUCGUAACAAUGGACCAAUGAACACUGUCUUUGCAUCCGUCGAUAGUGAUCAUACUGAAAUAAAUGGAAUUCCAUCUUCACCUGUUCGCAAUCUUUUGCUUUUUUCCUCCACUCCAAUAUGUGAAGUAACGAGUUCAUCACUCUCAGACUCACAUCAUUCGAUAGUUAUUUCGCCUGUGAAUAGGAGAUUACUACCAACCUCGCAUCGAUCAGCAGUUAUGUCAGUUAGGCACAGUAGAUUAUCACCAAACUCAUGUUCUUUGAUAGCUACAUCGCCAUUAAAUGAGAAGUCGUCGUCAUCGGUUUCUCCUCAUUCAACAAUUGUGUCACCUGCUAAUAUGGAAUUUCUAACAUCUUAUUCACAAUGUUCAACACUCAUAUCGUCUACGAAUCAACCAGCAGAUCUUGUCAGAAACACCAGUACGAUCAAGCCAGUAAGACUCGCACCAUUCAAAAAGAUGCCACCGACUGGAAAAUUAAAUGUGAAUGAAUGCGAAGAAAGUGUUGAUUCGGAUCAAUAUGAGAUUGAAAUGAUUGAUGAAACUGAAGAAAGCAUGGGAUCAAGUGCCUCGGAUAAAGAAGACAUAAUGGGUUCAUCACCCUCGCCAGACUUCAACAAUUCGAUUUGUUUACAACAAUCGUGGGGAAGAAUAGAAUGUGACACCAAUGAUGACGCCUCGUCGCAUUUUAGUACCACUGAUUUUGACUGUGCAUGGUCUGAAGCUGAUACACAACAUGAAGAUUUCCAGAUGGAAUAUGGCAUUUCACCAUGUUCUUCUGCUACGGUUGCUGAAAAAACUAGAGAAAUUUAUGGCAGGAAGUAUUUCACAGAAGUUGAUCGCGAGCGCUGUCAAGAAACUCGACACAUAUGUCAAAGGUCAUUUCACUCACUGUGUCCUGGUGCAGAAAUUUCCUGUGACAUGCUUGAAUGUUCCUCACUGAUAUACAAAUCAUCAAAGUGGGUUCCGAAUACUCCGAGUGGGGAUAUUGAACAUUCUGAUCUAGUAAGAUGGACACCAGUGAGUUCGUCGUGCUGCAGCAGUCAUCUGGUAUUCAGCACGGAAAAUAAAGCUAUUCAAUGUGAUCUUAUAACUUCCAAUGGUGAUAGUGAUGCUACUCGAAUCUUAGGGAACAUCAAGGAUAACAUAAUAACUCAAGAUAUCCCACGUGAUUUAACAGCUAACUCUAUUCGAGUGUUUGAAUCUUUUUGCUGCAGUGAUCCCUCUUUUGCGCAGGAUAAUGAAGAAGUUGGUGGAGCAAAACAGACACAGAAUGAGCAGACAGUAUCGAAUGACGAAAGUCGGAGUAAUAGAAAUGUUAGAGAUGGACAGCAGCUACCGACUGGUGCAGCAGAUGGUAGUAAAUCAUCAUUACCGGGUGAUCAAGAAGGCGAUGGUAGUGAUGGUGAAGGAAAUGGACCUAUAGAUGAAGAAAAACGACGGAGACGCGUACGCACUCGCAAAGAUCGUGUAAGAGAUGGAUUGCAUGGGAUGCUUGAUGCACAGCAUCGUGCACUUCAAAUAAAGUGUAUGGCGCAUGUCAUUUUUAAUGAUUUUGAACAACGUAUGUUCAUGUAUCAAGAUAAAGUAAGAGCUCUUUGCGAGUUGAUCGCUGAAGACUCGAUGUCUCCGGAAAUGUUCGAAAGAAUGCAUGGUAUUUUCGAAGAGGAACAUGAACCGAUAUAUUUUCUUCUCUCUUUUCUCUUUCCACAAAAUUUGCUUCCAGCGAGCGUCCUUGAUAACCCGAUUCGUAAAGCAUAUAACGAUGCCUUUGAGAUGAUAUACAAUAUCGAGGCAUUCACAUCUUUUGGAAACACGAGGUUAUCUGCGCGUACUAUAUUUCGCAACGUACGUGAUCUCGGAUUCGAUUGUACGUGUGAAGCCUUAACAACUCGUUUGUUCGAAUUGAUUGGUAAUAAGGGCCCGUUAUGGGAAAUAAUUUCACAAAAUAUUCCAACUCGUAUUUGUCAAUCGAAUUAUUCCAUAACGGAUUUUGAAUAUGUUGAUUUGUGCAGUUGGAAGAAAGUGGAAGCCGCUUUUGAAAAUGUUGAUCUUACGACAGCGAUUGGUGCUCAAACAGAAAAACAGCGUUCCGGAGUUUUUGUUGGCUUCUUACGCAAUCUCUUUACUGAGCGGAAAGGCAAGUUGUACGAAGUUGUAGCGGAAUGGAAACAAACGAAAAUUACUCCGCCAGCCCCUCCACGCCGCCGACUUCCAACAAGAAAAGCAAAAAAGCGUAAAUACAAAGCGUCGAAUAAAGUAGAGAUUGCGAAAUUAUCGAAAACGUCAGUUAAAAUGCCAGAUAUUAGUUGUCCAUCUCUACAAGAGCGAACAGCUGAUAUUUUGAGCAUUAUCUCUCCAAGAAAGAAUGCUGCAACUUUACAGUUUGUUCGGAAACGGCCCAUUCAGCCGACAAAAGUUGAAUUAGCUGUCAGUCAUGCAAAAUUGGCUUUAGAGAAGGAUUUGACUAAUGCAGAAUGCCUUAUGACAAAUCCAAAUGGACGAUCGAAGAAGACCGAAAAAUCUUAA